Messenger RNA from Lachancea meyersii CBS 8951, 162 nucleotides. The record is from the annotation of a GenBank genome assembly. Lineage: Eukaryota; Fungi; Ascomycota; Saccharomycetes; Saccharomycetales; Saccharomycetaceae.
AUGGGGUUCUUCAACAACAACAGCGUGAUUGUGCUGAUCCAGAGAUUGUUCAGACGGCCGGCAGACGCGGCGAUGUGGCUGUUCACGGGCAUGAUCGUGGUGGGCACCCUGUACACGAUGCUUGGAACGGGGCCGCAGCCGAAGCGCGGGAGAGGACGUUGA